Messenger RNA from Panicum hallii, 2071 nucleotides. RefSeq names its product T-complex protein 1 subunit beta. Bases 158 to 1735 code for a protein of 525 amino acids. Gene Ontology annotation, molecular function: ATP binding; ATP hydrolysis activity; ATP-dependent protein folding chaperone. Gene Ontology annotation, cellular component: cytosol; chaperonin-containing T-complex. Lineage: Eukaryota; Viridiplantae; Streptophyta; Magnoliopsida; Poales; Poaceae. The transcript is spliced from 11 exons. Gene Ontology annotation, biological process: protein folding. The record is from RefSeq and is a predicted model, not a curated record.
CCCCCAGCCGCUGGCCCUGCCGCCUCCCCCCAUCUCGAAGGCUCGAAGCAGCGCCGGAGCGAGGGAAAGAGAAACCCUUGCCCUCUCCCCCGAGUCCCCAGCGUCGCCGCCGGCUUCAGCCGCCGCCGCUGCUCCGGAUCUGCCCCCGCUGGUCUAGAUGGAGAGGCUGUUCAAGGAUGACGCCAUCGAGGAGAAGGGCGAGCGCGCCCGGAUGGCAUCUUUUGUCGGAGCCAUGGCAAUUGCAGAUUUGGUCAAGACCACAUUGGGACCAAAGGGAAUGGAUAAGAUCUUGCAAUCAACUGGCAGAGGCCGGAGUGUUACCGUUACAAAUGAUGGGGCUACCAUUUUGAAGUCGCUUCACAUUGACAAUCCUGCCGCGAAGGUCCUUGUUGACAUAUCAAAAGUUCAAGAUGAUGAAGUUGGUGAUGGAACAACUUCUGUCGUUGUUUUGGCUGGAGAGCUUUUGAGGGAGGCUGAGAAGUUGGUUAACAUGAAGAUUCAUCCCAUGACCAUUAUUGCAGGUUUCAGAAUGGCUCUUGAGUGUGCAAGAAAUGCUUUGCUACAAAGGACCAUGGACAACAAAGAAAAUACAGAUAAGUUCAGAGCUGAUCUCAUGAACAUUGCUAUGACUACCCUUAGUUCAAAAAUUCUUUCCCAGGAUAAGGAGUACUUUGCUGAACUUGCAGUUGAUGCUGUCUUAAGGCUUAAGGGUAGCACCAACUUGGAAGCCAUUCAAAUUCUGAAGAAACCUGGAGGAUCUCUUAAGGACUCCUUUUUGGAUGAAGGGUUCAUUCUUGACAAGAAAAUUGGCAUUGGGCAACCUAAGAGAAUUGAGAAUGCCAAAAUUUUGGUUGCAAACACUGCUAUGGACACAGAUAAAGUUAAGAUCUAUGGGGCACGUGUCCGGGUGGAUUCAAUGUCUAAGGUUGCAGAUAUUGAAGCUGCUGAAAAGCAGAAAAUGAGAGAGAAGGUGCAGAAGAUUAUAGCGCAUGGGAUCAACUGUUUUGUCAACAGGCAGUUAAUCUAUAACUUCCCUGAAGAACUCUUUGCUGAUGCUGGCAUACUCGCAAUCGAGCAUGCUGAUUUUGAGGGCAUUGAACGGCUAGCUCUUGUCACGGGUGGUGAGAUUGCAUCAACUUUUGAUAAUCCGGAGUCUGUUAAGCUUGGGCACUGCAAGGUUAUUGAAGAGAUUAUGAUUGGGGAGGACAGGCUAAUUCAUUUCUCUGGGGUUGAGAUGGGACAGGCUUGCACCAUUGUCCUGCGGGGAGCGAGUGAGCAUGUGCUUGAUGAGGCUGAGAGGUCCUUGCAUGACGCCCUAUGCGUGCUGUCCCAGACAGUGAACGACACCCGCGUCUUGUUUGGGGGUGGAUGGCCUGAAAUGGUGAUGGCCAAAGAAGUUGAUGAGCUUGCAAGGAAGACCCCUGGGAAGAAAUCUCAUGCUAUCGAUGCUUUCUCCCGUGCCCUGCAAGCCAUCCCAACAACCAUAGCUGACAAUGCUGGUUUGGAUAGUGCUGAGCUCAUAGCUCAGCUCCGGGCUGAGCACCACAAGGAGAACUGCACUGCUGGAAUUGAUGUCAUCACGGGCAGCGUUGGAGACAUGCAGAAGCUGGGGAUUCAAGAGUCAUUCAAGGUGAAGCAGGCCAUCCUUCUGUCCGCGACGGAGGCGGCAGAGAUGAUCCUCAGGGUCGAUGAGAUCAUAACCUGCGCCCCACGCAGAAGAGAGGACAGGAUGUGACCGCGCACACGCGUAUCUUUGAAUUAGGGUGUGUGUUUCUCCCCAGUUGCAGGGGUCACUGUGAUUUUAUUAAGUUUGGGGUGCUCUUGAGCCCCCGAGCAACUGGGACCUGUUAUUUGUGCAACAAUGCGAAUGUUACGACUUGCAGCAGUCUCCCCCUAUCUAGGCCUUUUGUUUUAAAUCCUAGUUGGUGUAUCCCCUUGGUAGCUAGUGCCAGCAGUGUGCUUGUAUUGUGACUGGAGACGGUGUUGCUGCUUCUGGUGUUGAUGUGGAAUGGCAUGGGCCUUUGGACCUUGUAUGGUCAUUUUUGUUAGCAGAAGUUGAAUAUUCAUUAUA